AUGGCGUCCAACACAUACCGGGUCGACUCGUAUAUCUACGUCGACGUCCAUAACCCGUCCCGAUCGAUCUCCUACAACCAAGCUCGUACAGCAGUCCGCCAACUCAUCGCCGGUCUGCGCGCCUGGGGUGUCCGAGAGGGCGAUUGUGUUAAUAUUCACUCUUUUAAUGAUAUCUACUACACAAUGCUCGUCCUUGCCAUCGUCGGCGCAGGCGGAAUCUUCACAGGCUCUAACCCAGCAUACACGUCCAUGGAACUAGCCCAUCACUUCCGCGCCUCCCAGACGCAGUUCGUGAUCACGGAGCCGGAGUUUCUCGGUCCGGCGAGCGUGGCGGCGAGGGAGGUCAAGAUCCCUGAGUCGCGCAUCCGGGUGUUCGAUGUCAUGGGCCAGGAUUUGCCCCAGGGCCAGUUGUCGUGGAAGGAGCUUUUCGAGCACGGCGAGGAGGAUUGGGUGCGGUUUGAUGAUGAACGGGUGGCGAGCACGACUACCGCCGCUAGACUGUUUAGUAGUGGCACGACGGGGCUUCCUAAGGCGACGGCGAUUACGCAUCGGAAUUUUGUCGCGCAGCAUGAACUGGCUUUUGAGUCGCAGAGGAGGCCGUAUCCGGUCAGUCGAGUGAUUCCGAUGCCGCUCUUUCAUGCUGCUGCAGCUCCUUCGAGUCACUUUGGCAGUCUCAAGGCGGGUCACGUCAACUAUGUCAUGCGGCGGUUCGAUCUGCCUCUGUUCCUGCAGACCAUGGAGAAGUAUCAAGUCACGGAGAUAACCGUCGUUCCGCCCAUGGCUCUGGCCAUUAUCAUGAACCCCAUGUCGUAUGAACGAGGGUAUUUGCGGUCGGUGCGAGCGAGUCUCCUUGGCGCCGCGCCGAUGGAUAAAGCUGCACAGAAACGGUUCCAGGCCCUACUGGGUGAGGGGGCGAGAUGUACGCAAGUGUGGGGAAUGACCGAGACGUGUUGCAUUGCGACGAUGUUUCCGUGGUAUGAGCAGGAUGAGACCGGGUCGGUCGGGAGGCUGAUUACGAACAUCGAGGCCAAGCUUGUCGAUGACAACGGAAAGAAUAUAUCUGCCUAUGGGGUGCGUGGCGAGAUGUGUGUGCGUGGACCGACGGUUACACCAGGGUACUUCAAUAACUCCGCCGCAAAUGCGGAGUCGUUUGAUAGCGACGGGUGGUUUCACACGGGGGAUAUCAUGUACUGCGAUGGGGACACAAGGAAAUGGUACGUUGUGGAUCGGAAGAAGGAGCUGAUCAAGGUACGUGGGUUUCAGGUCGCGCCGCCCGAGUUGGAGGCCGUCUUGAUUUCACAUCCGCUUAUCGUCGAUGCCGCCGUCAUCGGACUGAGAAAUGUCGUCCCCGAGACGGAAUUACCUCGCGCAUACGUGGUGAGGCGACCAGGAGAGGGUGCGAAGCUAACGGAGGAGGAGGUGAUGAAGUACCUGGGCGAAAGGUUGGCCCGGUACAAGGCGCUUACGGGCGGAGUGAAGUUCGUCGAGGCCAUUCCAAAGAACGCCAGUGGGAAGAUUCUGAAGAAGGUGUUGCGGGAGGAGAGCCAGAAGGAGAUCCAGAGAGGGUGGAAGCCCAAGCUGUAA
Molecule: messenger RNA, 1584 nt
Organism: Aspergillus heteromorphus CBS 117.55
Lineage: Eukaryota; Fungi; Ascomycota; Eurotiomycetes; Eurotiales; Aspergillaceae
Product: acyl--CoA ligase
Exons: 5
Coding region: 1-1584 (527 amino acids)
Biological process (GO): secondary metabolic process
Molecular function (GO): CoA-ligase activity
Source: RefSeq, a predicted model, not a curated record